AUGAGGCUGUCCCUGCUUCUGGUUUUCAUGUCUGUCAUUCCAGUUGCUGUUCAGCUGUUGGACACAAGGCAAUUUUUAAUCUAUAAUGAAGAUCACAAGCGCUGUGUGGAAGCAAUAAGUCCCAGUGCAGUCCAAACUGCAGUUUGUAACCAGGAUGCCGAAUCACAGAAAUUCCGAUGGGUGUCUGAUUCCCAGAUUAUGAGUGUUGCAUUUAAAUUAUGCUUGGGUGUGCCAUCAAAAACCGAUUGGGUUGCUGUCACUCUAUAUGCCUGUGACUCGAAAAGUGAAUUUCAGAAAUGGGAGUGCAAAAAUGACACACUUUUUGGGAUCAAGGGCGAAGACUUAUUUUUUAACUAUGGCAAUAAACAAGAAAAGAAUAUUAUGCUCUACAAGGGAUCUGGCUUAUGGAGCAGGUGGAAGGUCUAUGGGACCACAGAUGAUUUGUGCUCUAGAGGUUAUGAAGCCAUGUAUACACUACUGGGCAAUGCAAAUGGAGCGACCUGUGCCUUUCCAUUCAAAUUUGAAAACAAGUGGUACGCAGACUGCACAAGUGCUGGGCGCUCGGAUGGAUGGCUCUGGUGUGGGACCACCACAGACUACGACGCAGAUAAGCUAUUUGGAUAUUGUCCAUUGAAAUUCGAAGGCAGUGAAAGCUUAUGGAAUAAAGAUCCGUUGACUAGCAUUUCCUACCAGAUAAACUCCAAAUCCGCUUUAACUUGGCACCAGGCGAGGAAGAGCUGCCAACAGCAGAAUGCUGAGCUCUUGAGCGUCACAGAGAUCCAUGAGCAAACAUACCUGACAGGAUUAACCAGUUCCUUGACUUCAGGACUCUGGAUUGGACUUAACAGUCUGAGUUCCAACAGUGGCUGGCAGUGGAGUGGUGGCGUUCCAUUCCGAUAUUUGAACUGGUUACCAGGAAGUCCAUCAGCUGAACCUGGAAAAAGCUGUGUGUCCUUAAAUCCCGGAAAAAAUGCCAAAUGGGAAAAUCUGGAAUGUGUUCAGAAACUAGGCUAUAUUUGUAAAAAGGGCAAUACUACCUUGAAUUCUUUUGUUAUUCCCACAGAAAGUGAUGUGCCUACUAACUGUCCUAGUCACUGGUGGCCAUAUGCAGGUCACUGUUAUAAGAUUCACAGAGAGGAGAAGAAAAUCCAGAGAGAUGCUUUGACUGCUUGUAGGAAAGAAGGUGGCGAUCUAGCAAGUAUGCACAGCAUCGAAGAAUUUGACUUUAUCAUCUCCCAGCUAGGAUAUGAGCCAGAUGAUGAGUUGUGGAUUGGCUUAAAUGACAUCAAGAUUCAAAUGUACUUUGAGUGGAGUGACGGGACCCCUGUAACCUUUACCAAAUGGCUUCGUGGAGAACCGAGCCAUGAAAACAACAGGCAGGAGGACUGUGUUGUGAUGAAAGGCAAGGAUGGGUACUGGGCAGAUCGGGCAUGUGAGCGGUCCCUUGACUAUAUAUGCAAGAUGAAAUCACAAAUCCAAGGUCCAGGAACAGUGGAAGUACAAACAGGCUGCUGGAAAGGAUGGAAAAGACAUGGCUUUUACUGCUAUUUGAUUGGACGCACACUUUCAACAUUUACAGAAGCAAACCAAACCUGCAAAAAUGAGAAUGCUUACCUAACGACUGUUGAAGACAAAUAUGAGCAAGCAUUCCUGACCAGUUUGGUUGGAUUGAGGCCUGAAAAAUAUUUCUGGACAGGACUUUCAGAUAUACAAAACAAAGGGACCUUUCAGUGGACCACUGAGGAAGAGGUUCAGUUCACCCACUGGAAUUCAGAUAUGCCUGGGCGACAGGCAGGCUGUGUUGCCAUGAAGACUGGGAUUGCAGGGGGCUUAUGGGAUGUUUUGAAAUGUGAUGAAAAAGCAAAGUUUGUGUGCAAGCACUGGGCAGAAGGAGUAACUCGCCCACCAGAGCCCACAACAACUCCUGAACCCAGGUGUCCAGAGGAUUGGGGUACCACCCCUAAAACAAGCUUGUGUUUCAAGCUGUUUGCAAAAGGAAAACAUGAGAAGAAAACAUGGUUUGAAUCUCGAGAUUUUUGCAGAGCUCUGGGUGGAGAUCUAGUUAGUAUCAAUAAUAAAGAGGAGCAGCAAGCAAUUUGGCGGUUAAUAACGGCUAGUGGAACCUACCAUGAAUUGUUCUGGUUGGGACUGACAUACGAAAGUCCUUCUGAGGGCUUCACUUGGAGUGAUGGCUCCCCUGUUUCCUAUGAAAACUGGGCUUAUGGAGAACCUAAUAAUUAUCAAAAUGUUGAAUUUUGUGGUGAGAUGAAAGGUGACCCUGGUAUGCCCUGGAAUGAUAUUAAUUGUGAACACCUUAACAACUGGAUUUGCCAGAUACGUAAAGGACAAACACCAAAACCUGAGCCAACACCAGCUCCUCAAGACAAUCCACCAGUCACUGAAGAUGGGUGGGUUAUUUACAAAGACUACCAGUAUUAUUUUAGCAAAGAGAAGGAAACCAUGGAAAAUGCACGAGCAUUUUGCAAGAGGAAUUUUGGUGAUCUUGUUUCUAUUCAAAGUGAAAGUGAAAAGAAGUUUCUAUGGAGAUAUGUAAACAGGAAUGAUGCACAGUCAGCGUAUUUUAUUGGCUUAUUGAUCAGCUUGGAUAAAAAGUUUGUUUGGAUGGAUGGAAGCAAAGUGGAUUAUGUCUCUUGGGCCACAGGUGAACCCAAUUUUGCAAAUGAAGAUGAAAACUGUGUAACCAUGUACUCAAACUCAGGGUUUUGGAAUGACAUUAAUUGUGGUUAUCCAAAUGCCUUCAUUUGUCAGCGACAUAACAGCAGCAUCAAUGCCACCACAGUUGCACCUACCAUGACCCCAGGCCCAGCAGGUUGUACAGAAGGUUGGAAUUUUUACAAUAACAAGUGUUUCAAAAUAUUUGGAUUUGUUGACGAAGAGAGAAAAAAUUGGAUGGAUGCACGAAAAGCUUGCAGAGAAUUUGGAGGAAAUCUGGUAUCCAUACACAGUGAAAAAGAGCAAGCAUUUCUAACCUAUCAUAUGAAGAACUCCACUUUAAAUACAUGGAUUGGGCUGAAUGAUAUCAAUUCAGAGCACACUUUCCUUUGGACGGAUGGGCGAGGAGUUCAUUAUACAAACUGGGGGAAAGGUUACCCCGGUGGAAGAAGAAGCAGUCUUUCUUAUGAAGAUGUGGACUGUGUUGUUAUUCUUGGAGGCAAAUUAAGGGAGGCAGGAAAAUGGAUGGAUGAUACCUGUGACAGUAAACAAGGCUAUAUAUGCCAGAAACCUUCUGACCCUUCCUUGCCUAAUUCUCAAGCAACAGUUCCAACAAAUGGCUUUAUUACAUAUGGUAAAAGCAGCUAUUCACUCAUAAAAUUAAAGGUACCAUGGUACGAUGCAGAGAAAUAUUGCAAGGCUCACGAUUCCCUUAUUGCUAGCAUUCUGGACUCUUAUGAUCAGGCCUUUGUGUGGAUGCAAAUGCAAUCGUCUAGUGAACCUGUGUGGAUCGCCCUGAACAGUAACUUGACCAGUAAUGAAUACAUGUGGACUGAUAAAUGGCGCAUGAGGUACACUAACUGGGCUACUGAUGAGCCCAAACUGAAAUCGGCGUGUGUUUAUGUGGACCUUGAUGGCUACUGGAAGACAGCAUAUUGCAAUGAAAGUUUGCAUUUUCUCUGCAAAAGAUCAGAUGAAACACCUUCCACUGAACCCCCACAAAUGCCUGGCAGAUGCCCAGAAUCAGAGCACACAGCAUGGAUUCCUUUCCAUGCUCACUGCUACUAUAUUGAGUCCUCAUUUACAAGAACCUGGGGCCAGGCUUCUCUGGAAUGUCUUCGAAUGGGUUCCACUCUGGUUUCCAUUGAAACUGCUGCUGAAUCCAGUUUUCUGUCAUAUCACGUUGAGCCACUUAAAAGUAAAACCAAUUUUUGGAUAGGAAUGUACAGAAAUGUUGAAGGAAUGUGGCUCUGGAUAAAUGACAAUGCAGUCUCUUUUGUCAACUGGAACACAGGAGAUCCCUCUGGUGAACGAAAUGAUUGUGUAGCUUUAUAUGCAUCUUCUGGGUAUUGGCAUAAUAUUCACUGUUCUGGCUACAAAGGAUAUAUUUGUAAAAGACCAAAAAUUAUCGAUGCUGAACCUACUCAUACAUCAGUUACAACAAAAGCUGACUCAAGGAAGAUGGAACCUUCCAAACCGUCUUCCAGCAAGGCAGGAGUAGUGGUCGUUGUGAUCCUCCUGAUUCUAAUAGGCACUGGCCUCGCCGCCUAUUUCUUUUACAAGAAAAGACGUGUGCACUUACCUCAAGAGGGCACCUUUGAGAACACUCUCUAUUUUAACAGUCAAUCAAGUCCAGGAACUAGUGACACAAAAGUUCUCAUGGGCAACAUUGAACAAAAUGAACAGGCAGUCAUCUAG
Messenger RNA from Cynocephalus volans (Philippine flying lemur), 4371 nucleotides. It is a transcript of the gene MRC1, whose product is annotated as mannose receptor C-type 1. The record is from RefSeq and is a predicted model, not a curated record. Gene Ontology annotation, molecular function: signaling receptor activity. Lineage: Eukaryota; Metazoa; Chordata; Mammalia; Dermoptera; Cynocephalidae. The transcript is spliced from 30 exons. The coding region runs from base 1 to 4371 and encodes 1456 amino acids.